Molecule: messenger RNA, 4553 nt
Organism: Cryptomeria japonica (Japanese cedar)
Lineage: Eukaryota; Viridiplantae; Streptophyta; Pinopsida; Cupressales; Cupressaceae
Product: pentatricopeptide repeat-containing protein At2g20540
Exons: 2
Coding region: 171-2429 (752 amino acids)
Biological process (GO): RNA modification
Molecular function (GO): protein binding; RNA binding
Source: RefSeq, a predicted model, not a curated record
UUCCCCUAGACCCCCUGCAAAAUUGAUGCUACCUCAAAAACAAAUAAAUUGUAAGAUGAAAAUCAAUUUCUGAGAAUGAAUGCAAAUAAGAAAAAUAUGCAUUGAAUGAAGUAUCAAACUGUUGAAGUUCUUCUCAUCCAUUGACAAGGCUGCGAUGAACCACGAUCCAAAUGAUUCAGAAGAAGAUAUUUCUCAUCGCUCCUACUGUCAUCUCAACUCUGGCAAACAAUGCCAAGGCUAAUAUCAAGUCGCUUGCAAUACCCGAUGCGAAGGAAUCGAAGAGUGGAGACAUCUCUACUCUGUGUAAACAGGGCCGAUUGAAAGAAGCGAUUGACGUUUUAAAGAGCAUGGACUUCCAGCGAGUUUCUCUAGACAUCUCAGUCUAUAUAUCUCUACUACAGUGCUGUGCUAACACAAAGGCUCUGCUAGAAGGGAAAUUAAUCCAUGCCCAUGGCAUGCAAGCAGGAUUUCUUUCUCAGGUUUAUUUAGAAAACAAACUUUUGAUUAUGUAUAUCAAAUGCGAAUGUCUGCUAGAUGCACGUAAAAUGUUUGACAAAAUGGCUGAGCGAAAUGUAGUGUCAUGGACUGUAAUUAUUUCAGCUUAUGCGAAAAAGGGGUUCGGGGAAGCGGCACUCAGUCUUUAUAGCCAGAUGAAAUCAACAGGGUGCCAACCUGAUCAGUUCACAUUAACCAGCGUUAUAUCGGCAUGUGGUUCAAUGGCAGAUCUACAACAGGGCAAGGAAUUGCAUGAAGAGAUAAGAAGAAGCGGGCUUGUGGUUAAUGUCUUUCUGGGGAGUGCUCUUAUCGACAUGUAUGUAAAGUGCAUGAGUUUACUCAAUGCACGCGACGUGUUUGACAGAAUGCCUCAACGAAACGUGGUGUCAUGGACUAGCAUGAUUGCUGGAUAUGCUCGGAAUGGAUGCGUUGAUGAAGCUCUGGUGCUUUUUGAAAAAAUGCCUAGCAGAGACUUGGUUUCGUGGAAUGUGAUGAUUGCCGAAUAUGGGCAACAUGGACGAUUAGAGAAAGCGCUGGAGCUUUUUCAGAAGAUGCCUGAAAGAGAUGCUGUUUCUUGGAAUGCUAUGCUCGCUGGGUAUACACAGAAUGGUUUUCUUGAUGAGGCUUUGGAUUUUUUCAACAAAAUGCCUCAGAGAAAUGUUGUCUCUUGGAAUACCAUGAUUGCAGCUUAUGGUAGGCAAAGCCAUGAGGUUAAGGCUUUGAAUCUCUUUAAGCAAAUGUGGUUAGGAAGGUUUCAACCUGAUCGGGUUACUUUCGUUGCUGUUCUUUCUGCAUGUGCCAAUUUGGUCAUCCUGGAAUAUGGCAAGGAGGUUCACGGAGUUAUAAUUACUAGUGGGAGUCAGUCCAAUGCACUCGUUAGGAGUUCACUUGUAGAUAUGUAUGCCAAAUGUGGUUGUGUGGAGUAUGCAGGAAAAGUGUUUGACAAAAUGCCUGUACAAAAUAUUGGAUUAUGGAAUGUCAUGAUUGCAGGUUAUGCACAUAAUGGCCAAGUUGAUGAGGCUCUGAAACUUUUUCAGCGAAUGACGGAACGAAAUGUGGAGUCAUGGAAUUCAUUAAUUGGAGGAUAUUUACAGAAUGGGUUUUUUGUUAGAACUGUGGAAAUUUAUCAGCAAAUGCAACUUACAGGAACGAAACCUGAUUUGGUUACAAUUAUAAGUGUUCUCCCAGCACUUGCCAACUUGGCAGCUCUCCAUCUAGGCAGAAAACUCCAUAAAGUUGUUUUGAGCAGUGGAUUGAUGUCUGAUGUCUUUGUGGCGAGUUCUCUUGUGGACAUGUAUUCCAAAUGUGGGAAUAUUUCUGAUGCUCGCAAGGUGUUUGAUGAAAUGUCUCCAAAAGACGUGGUCUCAUGGUCUGCUAUAAUUGUAGGAUAUGCAAUGCAUGGAAAUGGUAAGGAGGCUCUCAAACUUUUCGAACAAAUGCUACAGCUUAACUUGAAGCCAAACAGUAUUACCUUUGUUGGUUUGUUAUUGGCAUGCUGCCAUGCAGGCCUGGUGGAUGAUGGAUGGAAAUACUUCAAUUGCAUGAGUGAAGAUUACCACAUCACCCCUGGUAUAAAGCAUUAUUGCUGCAUGGUUGACCUUCUUUGCCGCAGUGGACGUUUGGAUAAGGCAUAUGACUUUAUCAACAAAAUGCCAAUAAAACCUGAUGCUGCUGUAUGGAGUUCUUUACUUGGUGGCUGCAGAAUCCACGGAGACAUAGAACUAGGUGAACAAGUAGCAGACCAUCUCUUUAAGGCAGACUCUAAAAAUCCUGCACAUUAUGUCUUGCUAUCAAAUAUCUAUGCAACGUCAGGAAGCUGGAACAAAGUAGAACAUGUUAGAAAAAUGAUGAAUGACAGAGGAGUGAAAAAAAUGCCAGGAUGUAGCUGGAUUGAAAUCAAUGACAAAGUGCAUGCAUUUGUUGUAGGAGACUGAUCACACCCAAAGUUGCAGGAAAUUCGUACAAGAUUGGAAGCCUUAUCCUAGCAGAGAGACGAAAGCAAUAUAUCUGAGAUCAACAUGGAGUGGCUUGAUGUGGCAGAGAACCAAAAGAAAUCUGGAAGACUACCUUGCAUAUGACAAUGUGGAACUGGCCACUUCUUUUGGACCUUUGAACAUACCCUCUCUGAUGCCUACUAGGAUUACCAGCAGCUUUGUGCAUGGGGAAACUACCACUCUGCUACGAAGUUCAUCUCUGAGACUGUUUCGAGUGAAAUUCUUGUGAGGGAGGCCAUCCGAUUCUCUCGGUUUUUGGAAAUGGACAUGAAGAUAAAACCUAUGUAUAGUAACAGCGAGAAUAAUAAAUGUUGUCGUUCUACAACACUUAUACCAGGUUCAUCUGGAAGAGCAAUGUUGAUCAAUUUGUUCCUAGGGAUACAAGUUAAUUCCAUCAUAUUUUAAAUGGUACCGUUGUUGAUGCACAAUAAGUAAAAAAUUGAACAAGAGAAUCUUUAAUGAAAAUGAUGCCGGUAAGUAUCAUCGGUCCGAAAUGGAUUAGUCAAGUUGGUUAAGAGGACUGACAACCUCACUAAGUCACUUUGUUGAGAGCUACUAAGCGACUGGACAUAAAAGAAAUCCAUUUUUAUAAGGAAAACGAUCAAACAGCGAGUUGAAAGGGACACGGCAGCAGGAAAUAAGUACAGAGGUCACUUGGGUGAUCCAGACACGCAUGGAACUUCUCAUCAUUAAAAAAGCAGGCAUCUAGGACGGGGUUGAUUAGAGUCGAACCCAUCAUUGUUGAAACAGGGCAUAGAUGAUGUGCUCGAUCGCACUUGAACUCAUUGCAUAUAAGCCAAAACAGCAUGGUUGUGGCCUCGAGAGUUUUGCAAUUCAUAUCUCGUCUCUUGUGGUUUCCAAGGUGGUCUUGAGCAUGUUGUAACCGGGAAGGAUAGGAAGUAAUGGCAUUGCUGUUUUGGUGUUUGGACAUAAAAAUCACUGUGUAAGAUGUCCAUGAAGGUCUCUAGAAAAUAAUAAACGUCUGUAACCAACAAGAAGAUGGCGGUAAGAGAAGGAAAUCCUCACUCUUCUGGGGUUUCACCCACAUUGGGUUUUUCCAGGUUCAAUUCUUGUGUUCUCACCUUUUUCAUGCUUCCUUGAGCUCUCUUAAUGCUGUUUCAAUCUUCCUUAUUGUUGUUUGCACUAAAGAUCUUUUUUUUUUAUCAAGUUUACUUCAAGAAUCAGAAAGUAGAUUAGUCAAGAAUUGAUUGGGAUAUUUGAGGUUCGUGUUUGAUAGAGCAAAGACUGAAAUAUCCACCCUGUUCACAGAUCAAUUAUAAGGGAUCUUUAAUAAUUCACCAGGUUGAUCUUCAAGAUUGUUGCAUUGAAGUUACAGAUUAUUAUCAUCAUUUCAAGAAUAUGCAAUCUAAAAAGAUUUUCAGGGUGAGAAUAAGCAGCAAUCGACAAAUACUUGCACAGUUGCACCAAUAUAAGCUUUAUCCACAUCAUCUGUCUUCAUUAAAAACCAAAUAUUUCUUGUAAAUUACUAUGCUUAAAAGUCGGGUACGCGUUUCAUGAUGGAUACCUAGUACAAAACGAGGAAGAUCUUCUAAACAAGAAGCUGGAUGCUCUCUUCGCACUUCAUCAUUCGCAAGAUCUUUUAAACAACAGGUUGAAUACAUCCCUAGACCCUCAUGAUUCCACCGUCUUACAAUUCCAGCUAAUAAUAAAUAUAAGUCAUCAUGAAUAAAGUAGAAAACGCCACAUAUAUCUCAUUGAAAUUAUAGACUAUGUGAGUGUAUAUGUUUAAAACUCGAUGGACUAGGUCGUGCCAUAGAGAUUGGUUUAAGAUGACAAAAGGCUGUUGAUUGCUGAGCAGUGAAGGGUUUGGUGAUCGGAGGUGAUGAAUAAAUGACGGAUGCUAGGUAAGAUCCAAUGUAUGUGCUACUGUUUAGUGGCACAAUUAUGCAUUUAUGGUAUGUGUGCAAAAUGGUCUAGAAUUGUAAAAGUCCCUUACAUUUUACCUCACUUUGGUGUGUGUAUGAAUGCGUAUAUGAAUAUUGAAUUUUGGAAUUACAUUCUGUUCUCAUCAUUACCUACAAAAACGCACUGUCUUUGAACUUU